Messenger RNA from Exophiala dermatitidis NIH/UT8656, 3248 nucleotides. RefSeq lists its product as uncharacterized. Lineage: Eukaryota; Fungi; Ascomycota; Eurotiomycetes; Chaetothyriales; Herpotrichiellaceae. Gene Ontology annotation, molecular function: DNA-binding transcription factor activity, RNA polymerase II-specific; zinc ion binding. Gene Ontology annotation, biological process: regulation of DNA-templated transcription. The record is from RefSeq and is a predicted model, not a curated record. The coding region runs from base 387 to 3062 and encodes 891 amino acids. The transcript has a single exon.
CUAGCUGCCACUAGCGGCUGCUAAGUACUUUGGCCGAUUUUGCAGGAAAUAAGGAAUUGCUUGCUCCCCCAGGCUGAAGCAUCCACCCCCACCAAAACCUCUCCUCAACUUCAACACCGUGGACUGCCACUGGCACGACAUCGCACCUCUCUUCGCCUCCUCUCGCCUUUCGCCGUUCACCCGCCCGCCAGUCUGGCUGACCGCUGAAUUAACCGUCAUCAUCCACUAUUUCUCACUGCUUACGCUUCCUCCAUCCACACGCGAAUCUUACCAGGUGGCAAUUUUCUUUUUUUCUGUCGCUUUCCAAACACAGACAGGGCCGCCAGAGCCCACAUCUUCGCCAUCGUUGAGCGUAACGUUGGGCUUUCAAAGACGUCUUCGUCAACAUGCCCCCCGGCGCCCGCAGUCCAGGAGUGUCCGUCAAAGCAAUCACCAAACCUCGCCGUCGCCAGAAUCACUGCUGCGACCAAUGUCGCCGUAGCAAGCGGGCUUGCGAUGCAACUGGCCGUGCCGUCGCCGAAGUUUGUUCAAAUUGUGCCAGGACGGGCAAAGUCUGCACAUUUGAGAAGCUCCGGCGCACCGUGGCCCAGAUUACCUCAAAACAGGGUGUCAAGGAGGCGACGCCUUACAAAAGCCCUGUCAAUGACCAUGCAAGUCCAGAGAAGCGGGCAGCAACAGCUCAGACGCCUGUAUUUCCUGUCGAAGUCCUGUUCGGGUCCCGCCAAUCCUCCUUUGAUCAGACGGUAUCGUGCUCAAAUGAGGAUUUUAUGGAAAUCGCGGCUUACUUCUCUGCACCCGACCGCAAAUCUGUCGGCAAGGAAGACAGGUCUGCAUCUGAAUCCAGCGAGUCGUGGGCUCCCCCAGCGCUUCCAACUCCGGCCGAAAGCGGUCUUGGGCAGCCUUUUGACACCUCCACGCUAGAUGCUGGAUCUGUCUUCAAUGCUGCAGAGCUCAAUCCAUUAGAUCUGGGCGACCAGGAUCUGGAGGACACCGACAGCAGCAUCUUUUCCGUGGCCGGUGCAAUCCAUAACGACGAUCCCAUUGACAUGCAACUGGGAGGCACAUCCGGGUUUGAACUCCCUUCUUCACGUCGAUCGUCAUCAUCAUCAUCAUCUUUUCCAGACCCGUCCUCAGAUACCAUGCUUUAUCGUCUGGCGGAGAAGACGAAUAAAUCCUUGAUACUGGAUAGCCUGACACGCAUAUACCAUGACACGAUGGAGAAUGCCCUGUCCUGCUGGCUCACGGAACGAACUUGCCCAUAUACUUAUGAAGGGAUUGUGGACCACCAGAUCUCGAACAACUGCAACACGGCUGUGGAAGGCUCUACGACAUUCAAAACGCCUGUGGUGUCGCGGAUCUGUCAACUGGAUCGGCCAAAUUCUAUACUCCGCGAACGACCUUUAACACCUCGUGAGAACCAAGCAGCAUCUCGUGCUCUCAAAGCUGCCAUCAUGGCGUUUGCUGCGCAGUGGGCGCCAAGCACAUGUGAUCGAAUGGCAGCCAUGACAAGUGGUACCGGUACUGAAGCAACAACCAGCGGCAGUGUUGGUCAGCGCUCACCCACUUUCAAUCGCUCACUCCAAGAACGCCUGUGGAAUGAGGCACGUCACAUUUUGCAGGAGACAGCGGGGCUUGACUCCUUUCGAGUUGUGUUCGCACAGCUUGUGUUCUCAUUCACCCAGAAGCCACUUCCGCGGGAGGAUCACGAAAGGAUCACAAGACUGCGUGCUAAGCGAGGAAACAGUAUCCACGCGAGUCCUGAUGUAGGCGGGACACAGUAUAUGCAGGGUGAUAUGUCCGCCAGAGGUUCUGCAGUUUUGGCGGCGAAUUAUGGGGUUGACAGCGAAGUGGGCGAGCUUGAAGAACUCAAAGAACUUUUGAAGCUCCAGGGCCCUCCAAUUUAUCUUGAAACUGCAUUGAUGCGGCUAUCCGAUAAAAGAGCGCGUCUGGAACAGCUCGGUGGCGGGUCUCGACUAGGAGCUGCUCAUCCUGUGUCUGUUUCGGACCGCAAGACUUUCAAUCUAUUGUUUUGGAUGGUGAUGAUGUGCGAUACGCUGGUCGCUGCCCUCCAGGGGCGGUCUUUCGUUGUCUCAGAUGAAGAUUCGCUCAUUCUUGGGGCCGAAGAAUCCAGUCAUUCCCCGAGUUGCGCAUCGCUAGGCACGGCCGAGGAAGAGCAGACCGGGACGGGUUGGCCUGCCUCCACACUGAUUCAAGACGAAAAUCUGGAAACUACCCCUUGGGGCACAUUUUUCCUGCGAAGGGACGGCCUCACCAAACCUGGAAACUGCUCGCAGUGGCCAUUUUCCAACGACCACGCCAGUAACCUCCUCUCGGACGCCACUCCUAUCAAAGUCCUCCUCUAUCGCCGAGUAAAACGGUUGCGGAACCUUUUGUUUCGACGAGCUCCACCCCGAAAAGUCGAGGCAGGGAUCGUUCAAGCUCUGACAGUGUACGAACAUUGGAACAAAACUUACGGCGACUUUAUGUUUACGUGCUUGAAACACCAUGAUGAGCUUUCUCCCCGCAUACAGUCAUGGUAUACAGUCCUUUUAGGUCAUUGGCACCUGGCAGCCUUCCUUCUUUCCGACUGCCUGGAGUUGAUUGAUCGCCAUCACAAGGGAGACAAAGUCUAUGGUGCUCUGCGACAGUCCUGCAGAUUGGUCUUUGAGAUCAGGAAGACCAGUGCCUUCCAAGUUGCCGAAGUCUGUAGAGUGGGCAGACCCCGCUACAAUUCGAGCUUCCACCAGUCAAAUGAUUUCCACACCACUGUCAACGAGGGAGCCAUUUUGACAGAGCCGUGGACAGAGAUCCUGAUCCGUUGUUUUGCAAGGAGUGCGGACCACUUCCUCAAAUGGCUUUCCGACUGCCGCUCUGGGAAUCUUUCUCACUGGGUUGGGCCUGAUGAUUGCCAGACGCUUUACAAUAACUGUGCCCACUGUGUUGGGGGGCUCUUUGAUUUGGGGCGGAAGUCUGAUAUGGCAUAUCUAGCCGCCCUGUCCUUUUCCGAUCGACUCAAGGAGUUCCCGAACCCCUGGCAGGAUCCUGGGUCAACAUGGAGUUGAAUGGGAUGGUUUAAGCGAGGGACGCAGAUGGCAACUGAUGAGAGCAUGACUGUUAGGAGUUUUCUUGUAUCUUUUUCAUAUGAAGCGAUCAAAAAGCGUUACCAGGAUACUAGUAGGCCGCCUUCGAAGUAUCUGAGGGGCCAAGUACGCAGUGUACAAUGCCGAUUUAAAGUUUUGCACCAGACA